Messenger RNA from Nicotiana tabacum (common tobacco), 1002 nucleotides. The record is from RefSeq and is a predicted model, not a curated record. Lineage: Eukaryota; Viridiplantae; Streptophyta; Magnoliopsida; Solanales; Solanaceae.
UUGUUCUCUUUGUGCAAUGAAGGUAUCUCCAUGAGGUCUGCGAGCCACCUAUUAUUCACAGAAACUUUAAGUCUGUCAAUCUUCUCCUUGAUGAUGAGUUGGCUGUGCAUGUCUCUGAUUGUGGUUUAGCUUCACUGAUAUCAUCAGGUGCUGUAAGUCAGCUGUCAGGACAACUUCUUACGACCUACGGCUAUGGUGCCCCAGAAUUUGAGUCAGGGAUUUACACUUCUAAGAGUGAUGUUUAUAGUUUUGGCGUGGUGAUGCUGGAACUCUUAACAGGCAGAAUGUCAUAUGACAGAACUCGAAGUCGAGGAGAGCAAUUCUUGGUAAGAUGGGCAAUCCCUCAGCUACAUGAUAUUGAUGCCUUGACGAGGAUGGUUGAUCCUUCACUCAAGGGAAAGUACCCACUUAAGUCAUUAUCACAUUUUGCUGACAUAAUAUCCCGCUGUGUUCAGCCCGACCAAGAAUUCCGGCCACCAAUGUCAGAAGUUGUUCAAGACCUCAUACAAAUGAUUAGAAGAGAAUCUCCUAGUAGAUCCGAUGAAGAAUGACUUGAACUAGACAUGCACUCUAUAGCAGAUUCAGCCGCGGAGUGACCAAAAGUUCAAGAUUUUUUACUUCGUAAGAAAUUUAACUCGAGCUGAAAUACUUGACCCAAGAUUUUGAGGCCGCUGUAGAUGCAGUACCCUGCUACCAGAACUUCAUACCUCUGAGACAAAAGGCAGGCUAGAACAGUGUGAUUUCAAACCAGCACGGCUCGGUUAUCCUGAUUCUUUGUACAAUUUUUUUGCAAUCAUUCUAAUGUUCAUUUAGGCUAAACAGAAGCCACAAUGCAUAAAAAUGCACUAACCCCAUUGUUUAAGAGCUUAUUUAUAUGGUUGUUAAUUGGUACAUCUGAAGUUGUAAAUCGUUAUUUGUUCUGCUGUACAUUUUCAUUUGUUUGUACAAGAAUAUUCUUCACUCUUUCAACAUGGACUUGCUGUACCACUUUAUUUCCCAGUA